Molecule: messenger RNA, 1077 nt
Organism: Suillus subaureus
Lineage: Eukaryota; Fungi; Basidiomycota; Agaricomycetes; Boletales; Suillaceae
Product: kinase-like protein
Exons: 9
Coding region: 1-1077 (358 amino acids)
Biological process (GO): peptidyl-serine phosphorylation; autophagy
Cellular component (GO): cytoplasm
Molecular function (GO): ATP binding; protein serine/threonine kinase activity; protein binding
Source: RefSeq, a predicted model, not a curated record
AUGGCAUCAAAGACGCGCUCGCUAGGACCGACUCAGCCUGUACCCUCGUUUGUCUCUUCAAAGUCGGCACGUUCGCAAACCCUGUCAAGAUCGGAUGUAUGCGCCAAAUUCAUUACAACGACCGCGGAUGGACGCACGGAAGCAAUAACUCUAAGUAUUGGGAAACCGAUAACCAUUGGAAGGAACCCGUCUCUUUGGGUCCAGUCUAGCACUGGGGGAAUCAUUAUAUCAUGCCAGGACUUGUCGACAAAUGGGCUCAUUCUGAAUGGGCACAAAAUCCGCAAAACAUCUGUCAUUGUCAUGAAUGGCGAUACAUUCAGAAUACCAGCCUCGCAGACGUUUCAGUGCAUACUCAAGUGGAGACACCUUCAUGAAAAACACGAAAAACACGCCAACAUGUUUGAUUCUAAAGAGUUUAUGCAGGACCUCGGUCGAUUCAUAAUCACAUCUCACUGUCUCGGGAGUGGAAGUUAUGCCACCGUACAGCUUGCUCUUGAUACCACAGGUCACCAACAAGCCGCCUGCAAAAUUAUUAGGCGCAAGGAAGGCAAUGACCUCAGAAAAGAGAUGAAGGAAGCAACACUGCUCAUGAACCUGCACCACCCCAACAUUAACAGGGUAUAUGCUGUCGAUUUGGAUCCGGAAUUCUUAUACAUUAUUCUUGAACUCUGUACCGGCGGCGACCUUUUUACGUACAUAACCACGCACUCCAAGCAUCGAUUAUGCGAGGGGGAGGCAAAGUACAUCAUGUAUCAACUUCUCAAGGGCUUGAAGUACCUGCACGAUCGUAUGAUCUCGCACAGAGGUAAGCCAGAAAACAUUCUACUUUUCUCACCUGGACCUUACCCACGCAUCCAGAUCGCUGACUUCGGCCUUGCUCGUCCAAAAGCUUACCAAGAAACCUUGCAUGUUUGUGGCACCAUAUCUUAUCUCCCGCCAGAAGGUAUCCUGGCGCUCGAGCACAAACAUCUUGGCUACGUUGGCAUGCCAGCUGACUGCUGGAGUGCAGGAGUGACGCUUUUUGCGAUGUUGACGUGCGUGUUCUGCUGCAUUUGCUAUCAUAAAAAUCACACUUAG